UCGGCGCUAAGCUGAGCAGCAUCGUCUUCAUCAUCACACACAGUACAAAUGAAGAAGUAUGGCUGCACACUACAAAUAUGUCCCCCUGUUUUAACCAGAGCCAUGGUUAAAACACCCCACCACGGACGGAGCACUUUUUCACCAUGAGGAUUCACUGCAAGGUUGUGGCCAUCGCGGUGUGCUUCGGAGUUUUUCUACUUUUGUACUUUUUCGGGGGGAACGCUGCGGACGAGCCGCCGCUGAAAGAAGUUCCGAAAGAAAAACAUUUUCCAUCCUUCGGUAAUAUCGAGGACAUUGCCCUGCUGAAAGGUGCGAAACAAACCAACGAGGAGCCACAGAAACCACCGAAACUAAUCCGCAAAGAGCCCAAGUUGAGCAGCAGAAGAGCAGAGAAUGUCAUCGCGAAGACUCGGCUUAAAAGUGAGGUGGGGCGCCCCAGGUCAAAGGUCACCUUGGCAGAGGAUGUCAUGCACCUGGCAGUGGUGGCUUGUGGGAACCGUCUAGAUGAAACGCUCAACAUGGUGAAGUCAGCGCUGCUGUUCAGCAUGAAGAAGAUCAAAUUUCACAUCUUUGCAGAGGAGGACUUGGCUGAACAAUUUGAAAAAGGGUUCAGUCAGUGGCCUCAGACGCUGUCCUCCAGGUUUCACUACAGCAUAUAUCCAAUCACCUUCUCUGUGGGGAAUGCAGACGAAUGGAAGAAACUCUUCAAGCCGUGUGCCGCCCAGAGGCUAUUUCUUCCUGUUAUCUUGAAGGACGUGGACUCUCUGUUGUACGUGGACACAGAUGUGCUGUUUCUCCGGCCUAUGGAUGACAUCUGGAAGUUUCUGAAGGCGUUCAACAGCACUCAGUUAGCUGCUAUGGCCCCAGAGCACGAGAUCCCCAAGAUCGGCUGGUAUAGUCGCUUCGCAAGACACCCCUUUUAUGGAGUCACAGGAGUCAAUUCAGGAGUCAUGCUAAUGAACCUCACACGGAUUCGUAACACUUUGUUCAGGAACAGUAUGAUCGCCAGCGGUCUGUCAUGGGAAAAUCUGCUUCACCCUCUCUAUCAGAAAUACAAGAACCACAUCACAUGGGGAGACCAAGACCUCCUCAACAUCAUCUUCCACUACAACCCAGAGUGUCUUUACAUAUUUCCUUGCCAGUGGAACUAUAGACCCGAUCACUGCAUGUAUGGAAGCAACUGUAAGGCUGCAGAGGAGGAGGGGGUUUCUAUUCUACAUGGCAAUCGAGGGGUUUAUCAUGAUGACAAGCAGCCUGCCUUCAGGGUGGUGUAUGAUGCCAUACAUGAGUAUCCUUUUGAGGAGAACUUGUUCCAGUCUUUGUUUUACCCACUUCAGACUAAGUUCCUAGACACUGUUAACACCUUGUGUGGAAGAAUACCUCAGGUGUUCCUCAAACAGAUCGAGAAAAGCAUGAAGGCGGCUUAUGAGAAAAAAGUGGUGCGCCGUGUCCGACCGCCACACAAGUAAUGAGCCUCGACUGCAUUUCCGCAUUAUAAAAGGAGAGUCUCUGCCUGCUGCUUGGAUCUGGGGUUGUUUUUUUCAUCGAGAACGAGCAAUGCCAUGGGCGAGCUACAUUUGGUCUAUUUGACCCAGUAUGAGCUUCAUGAGCCUGAGGAAUUGGAGAUUUAAGCAGCAGUCUUGGUUUGCUGGAUUUAUACAGCGAUGCGGGAUGAAUGCAAAACCAUUGAAAGGGAGAUGCAACCAAUUGUUUGUCUCCAGCUGUGGGUUACCAACCACCCCAAAGUGAUGCAGGAGAUUCACUGGAAAAGCACAUCCAAAAAUAUGGAUCCAGAGCUGUUUAUUUACAACUGUGUUGUACUGUUUAGCAGCAUCUAGUUCAUUAUGUUUGGUAUAUUAGACAAUUGGAGUAAUGUGUGUGUCAGUACAUUUGAUCUAAUUCUUGUGUUUAAGUGGCUGCACCAAUUUGUGCAUUCUGCUGCUUAAUAGCAUGAGAUAAAUCCUUGUUUUCAAGCCACACACACAGUAAAUGAAUGUAGCACGCAGAAACAACCAAAGAGAAUUAGCCUGUCAGCCUUCAGAGUUCAGUAAGAUGUACAUUCAAUUUAAGCACAGCCCUAAUGGUGGAUGUUCACACUGUUUACAUUGAAGAUGACUUAUUAGUGAGACUAGAAAGGAGUGUGAUGUUGAAAGGUUAUAUAUAUAUGUGAUGUUGCCUGUUAAUAUAUGUAAAAUAUUACAAUAAAAGAUUUGGCCUUUUGUGAGAAUUCCACUUAAAGGACUAGUUCAGCCACAAAUUAAAAGUCUGUCAUCAUUUACUUACCCUUUAUUUUUUCAGACAUUUCUAAGUUUUUGAUCACAAAAAGAAGCCUGUAACCAUUGACUUCCAUAGUUUUUGUGUUUCCUAAUAUGGAGGAAUAUAUAAAGCUUUCUUUAAAAUGUGUCCAUGUUCAACAACAGAAAGAAACCCUCGUAAAGGUUUGUAACCACUUGAGGGUGAGUAAAAGAUGAGCACGUUUCAAUUUUUGGGUGAACUAUCCCUUUAAGUCAGUUGUCCUGUAUUUUGAUUGCCUAUUCUGAUGGUCAUAAUGGAUUUAAUGUUGAAUAUGUGAUGGGAUUUUCUUGAAUGAUGAAAUAUAACCGAACCGUUUGUGAGAGCUGCUCACAAGCUCUAAGUGAUGAAGUAUUUUAGAAAUAUUCAGUUUGGUUGAGUUCAGUCCCAUUUUGUUGUUUUACCCUGAAGUUUGUUGGAGGUCUGUAGUCUGCCACAUUGGGAUUAAACUAAUGCGUUCAUUUGAAAUAAAUGAUUGCAUUAGUUUGUUAGAAAGGUUUGUACAUUGUGACAGUAUUAUAUACAUAAGAUCUAAAUGAUAACAAAAUAAUUUGUGCUGUUGGGGAUGUUUUCAUCCACUCUGGGGUGAUUUUUUUUGUGUCUUAAUUUGGCCAUAAAUGUUUCUGUGUUUCAGCUAGCAGAAUGGUUUUUGGUGACCAAUCUUAUUUUGACACAUAUUUUGAGAAAAUCUGUUGAAUUAAAAAAAACCUCAACAAUACACUCUGGGCAAAUUUACUACUCUUUUGUUAUGUUAGGGAUGAAAACAUCCACUGAAUUAAACUGCUGUAAAAAUGCAUCAGAUAAAUAUUAUUUUCCUUU
Messenger RNA from Danio aesculapii, 3111 nucleotides. RefSeq names its product glucoside xylosyltransferase 2 (gene gxylt2). NCBI's taxonomy places the organism in Eukaryota, Metazoa, Chordata, Actinopteri, Cypriniformes, Danionidae. The record is from RefSeq and is a predicted model, not a curated record. The transcript is spliced from 7 exons. The coding region runs from base 144 to 1469 and encodes 441 amino acids. Gene Ontology annotation, molecular function: UDP-xylosyltransferase activity. Gene Ontology annotation, biological process: protein O-linked glycosylation via N-acetylgalactosamine.